Messenger RNA from Lotus japonicus, 766 nucleotides. RefSeq names its product histidine-containing phosphotransfer protein 4-like. Gene Ontology annotation, molecular function: histidine phosphotransfer kinase activity; protein histidine kinase binding. Bases 108 to 563 code for a protein of 151 amino acids. The record is from RefSeq and is a predicted model, not a curated record. Lineage: Eukaryota; Viridiplantae; Streptophyta; Magnoliopsida; Fabales; Fabaceae. Gene Ontology annotation, biological process: cytokinin-activated signaling pathway; phosphorylation; phosphorelay signal transduction system. The transcript is spliced from 6 exons. Gene Ontology annotation, cellular component: nucleus; cytoplasm.
UCAUCUCCCCACCAAAAUAUUAUGCACACUUCAAUUUCAAUAACUUCCCCUGUUCACUUCUCUCUGUUUUCCUCACAUCACAUUAUUUCUUCUUCUAAGUUCUAACUAUGGACAGAAACCACUCCCACAGGCACCUUGCUGCCAUGAAACAAUCUCUCUUUGAUCAGGGAUUGCUGGAUGAACAAUUUAUUCAACUGGAAGAACUGCAGGAUGAUGCUAAUCCUAACUUUGUUGAGGAAAUUGUGACUCUUUACUACCGCGAUUCAUCGCGCCUUAUCUCAAACAUAGAUCAGGCACUCAAAGAGAGGAACUCAAUGGAUUUCAACAAGCUGGACACACUUAUGCAUCAGUUCAAAGGAAGCAGCUCAAGCAUCGGAGCCAAAAAGGUGAAAGCAGAGUGCAAUCUAUUUAGAGAAUACUGCAUGGCAGGAAAUGCAGAAGGAUGCAUAAGGAGCUUCCAACAACUAAAGAAAGAGUAUGCUGCACUGAAAAAGAAACUUGAAGCUUAUUUUCAGUUUGCUAGGCAAUCUGGGCCCUCUGAGACAGCGUGUCGCCCCAAAUGAAGACCUAGUAAAACUAUGCAUAUCAUAAGGACAAAUGUAUAUGGUGAAUCAAGUAACAUGAAAGAGUAUAUGUUCAUCACCGCAAGAAGAAAGUGAUGUUGUCCCGUUUGAGAUAUUUUGCUUUCAAAUAUCAUUUUUGUUUUCAUGGUAGUAGGAAUCCUGCUGUUGUACUUUUAUGCCUAUUACUAUAAUAUGCAUAUCUC